Ailuropoda melanoleuca (giant panda) is the source of this 1269-nucleotide messenger RNA. Its product is annotated as olfactory receptor 2T8-like. The coding region runs from base 1 to 1269 and encodes 422 amino acids. NCBI's taxonomy places the organism in Eukaryota, Metazoa, Chordata, Mammalia, Carnivora, Ursidae. Gene Ontology annotation, molecular function: G protein-coupled receptor activity; olfactory receptor activity. Gene Ontology annotation, biological process: G protein-coupled receptor signaling pathway. The record is from RefSeq and is a predicted model, not a curated record. The transcript is spliced from 2 exons. Gene Ontology annotation, cellular component: membrane.
AUGACUGAAUUCAUUCUUCUGGGUCUACUGAAAUACACCCCAACUCACUUCUGUCUCUUUGUGCUUAUCACCAUGAUGUUAAUAUUCAUGCUAACUGGAAACAGCCUCUUAAUUCUACUGAUCCUGGUAGACCACCAUCUUCAUAUCCCUAUGUACUUUUUCCUUUGGCAGCUCUCUCUCAUUGACAUACUCUUCACAGUUUCCUUUGUCCCCAAGAUGAUGAAUGACUACCUUCUGCAUAAGACAAUCAUCUCCGCUUUUCACUGUGGCACCCAGAUCUUCCUUGGGUUGGCCCUGGGUGGGACUGAGUGUAUCCUCUUGGGACUCAUGUCCUAUGACCGAUAUGUUGCCAUCUGCAAACCAUUACAAUACCCACUCCUCAUGAAUUGGCCCCUCUGUAGGUUGAUGACUGUUAGCUCAUGGACCAGUGGUACUGUCAAUGCCUUGAUACAUACUGUCUACACCAUGAGUUUUCCCUUUUGUGGAUCAAGAGAAAUCAAUCAUUUCUACUGUGAACUUCCUGUUGUGCUGCAUCUCUCCUGUGAGGAUACCUUGACCUAUGAGACUGGGAUUUUGAUCAGCACCACCAUUUUGCUUCUGAUUCCAUUCUCAGUCAUCCUUGCCUCCUACACACUCAUCCUGGUCACCAUUAUCCAAAUGGCUUCUGCUGAGGGCCGAAAAAAAGCAUUCUCGACCAGCUCAUCUCACCUGACAGUGGUCAGCUUAUAUUACGGUGCCAUCAUUUUUAUGUACAUGCGGCCAAUUUCUUCCCAUAUUUCAGGCCAAGAUAAAGUUGUGUCUGUCUUCUACACUAUUCUGACACCUAUGCUCAACCCGGUGAUUUAUAGUCUUCGGAAUAAAGAUGUGAUGGGAGCCCUGGAAAAAUGCUAUAGACAUAGUUUUCUCUCUGAGUCAACAUGUGUGCAGAAGAGCUGGGGGGCAGCAUUGGCAUGUGACUUUGGCCCAGCAACAGGGCCUGCACAUAUGGGCUCAAGACAGCAUGUUCACACAGCAGUACCCCCGGCCUCCUCACAGGAAAACAUACAUCUUGCUCAAGGUGCCACAGGACCUCAAGGGAGUAGCUCCAAUGGAACUGGAACCAGAUUGGUGACAGUGAUGACAGCAGCAGCUGCAGAGGCAGCAACAAUGGUGGAAGGAGCCAUCGCCAGGAGAGAAAAGGAGCUGUGCCUGGCAACAUCAGUGACUCAUGGUGGGGCACCGGCUGAAUUCCAUCCCAAAGAUUGUUCCUGUGUCAUUACAAAAUUAUGA